Messenger RNA from Saccharomyces mikatae IFO 1815, 579 nucleotides. RefSeq lists its product as uncharacterized. The coding region runs from base 1 to 579 and encodes 192 amino acids. Gene Ontology annotation, molecular function: fluconazole transmembrane transporter activity. Gene Ontology annotation, biological process: xenobiotic detoxification by transmembrane export across the plasma membrane. The record is from RefSeq and is a predicted model, not a curated record. The transcript has a single exon. NCBI's taxonomy places the organism in Eukaryota, Fungi, Ascomycota, Saccharomycetes, Saccharomycetales, Saccharomycetaceae.
AUGGCUUUGUUAUAUGGAUCCUUGUAUUUAUUCGUCGAGUCAUUCCCACUAGUGUUUGUUGACAUCUACCACUUUAGUCUGGUUGAAAUGGGUGUUGCAUAUAUGGGCUUUACUGCCGGCUGCAUAUUUGGAUAUCUUGCCUUGUACAUUUUUCAAACAAAAUUUAUUGAUCCUAAAUUUGAUAGCGACGCAUUCGAACCGGAGUUCCUUUUGCCGUUAAAUAUGGUUUUGGGUUGGAUAUUCCCUUUAUCACUAUUUUUAUUUGGCUGGGCAGCUUCUGUGCCUUGGAUGCUUGUCGAAUUAUCUCUGUUUUUGUUCAUGUUCGCGGUGUUCAUUCUUUUCCAAAUCUCAUUUUCAUAUCUUGCUAUGUGCUAUCUCUGUCAUGUUGCAUCUGUUUUUGCUGGCAGCGCCCUAACAAGAUCGCUAUUUGCUUGUGCCUUCCCUCUAUUUGGCACUGCAAUGUAUAAUGACCUUGCCAUUGAACACUACCCUGUUGCUUGGGGUUCCUCCUUAGUUGGGUUUGUCGCAUUGGGCCUGUCAGUGAUUCCAUUGUGCUUUUCAAGUACGGUAAGUCUUUGA